CCACCAUAUUAUGAUACGACUCCGUGGGAUGUGCUUGGAGCCCGCGUGAACUUCGCCCAUCAAAAGCCGCUCCUGGCGGACUAGGACUAGGCUUGGGCCCGGAGGCAUCACCGUACGGAUCCUUGGCCUCUCUAAAUAUUUAAUGAGGAGAAAACAGGGGAGAAACCAGGGGAGACAGGAGAUUUUGGCUGCCUUCCUCCUUAAUCAUAAACUAGUUGAUCAUCUUAUUGAGGAUCUUGCCAACCCUACCCAAGUUCCACGUUGCAUGGGCACAUUAAUCCUCCUGAUUUCGGCUGCCAACGGAUGUGGCGCCUCUAGGUUGCAUACAAUGCUGACCACCCGACUUCAACAAUCUACCUUGCUGUGGCAAAGUAUACGCGAUCUGUUAGCUUUGCCAAAUCGAGACUUGCUUUCAUUACGCGCCACUUAUUGUUUGGUAUGCGAAAUGUCUAUCCUGAGUCCUAAGCUGCUGUGCCACAGCUACUCUCUUGGCAUAAUUCUGUGUAUUUUAAAGUCUAUGCGCAAUAAAUCAGCUCUCCUCGAAGCAGCGCAUCAAACACUGGUUGCAUUUGUUAAGUGCGCAGUAAUUACCACAGGGACGCUAAAAAAGGAACUCAAUGACUUCUUAACUAUGGUAUUUUGCGAGGACACAGUACAGUGUGAUUGCUACCCUCGAGUAGCUAUUGGACUCGUGUCCGCUCUGCGUGGUAGUAAUAAUAUUGGAAUAUGCAAGUGCCAAUCGUCAUCCGUUUUGAAACUUCUCUUGUCCCAGACUCAUUUCAGACAGGCGUUUGCAAUCAGACUAGCUCUUGGCGAAAUAUGUCAUACAAGCACAAGUUACACGGCCAUUGAUAGCAGAGUCUUGGUGCCACUUAUAUGGAUGUUGUUUCAUUCAGAUCAACUAGUUGUGAAAAUGGUUGCGACGAGCAUAAAAGCCCUGCUUGAUACACUAGUCGAUUUGACUCACAGGAGUACUGUACCUGACCUCAUAAGUGGGGGGGGGGUGCCAAUCCUGUGGAUGGCGAGACAUGACCCUACCGACGACCCUACCGGAUACUAUCGCUGUUGCUCCCCAAGAUCAUUAGUAUCACAAAUUCUAGAUUGCCUCCAAUGCACGCUGAAUGGCAGAAAACACCCACAUUUCAUGUUCCAAAGGGAGCAGGUAAGCAGACUUUUUGUUUGCACAAAGAUUGUCCAAUUUGAUUCACAGGCGACAAAAUGGUCAUGCAAAAACACAAAUAUCGCCCUGACUUUAUUAUUGAUAUCUUCUAGCACGCCGGUGUUGCUCGACACACUUAGACAGUUGUCGAACAGCCUCUCUAGUGAUGUACAGGUUAUCCGUGUUCUUUGCAGAUUGUUAGUGAUUCUCCCGCAAUUCUCAAACAAUCUAAAUGUGGAUGUACCUAGACCGCAAUUGAAUAGCCUGACAGUGCUUAUCCGAACUGUCCAGCGAGAUACCAAGAUGAUGAUACCACCAUCAAAGCUACUGGAAAAGUUUGAUUUAGAUAUUCCAUCUAUUCUAAAAGGCACUUACCUCAGCCAAGGUGAGGUUUCAGUUCUCUGGGGAAAUUAUGAAAGCUGGGAAUGUUUAAUUUCCCUUGCUUCCUGCCCUCUUGAGCUAAAAGACGCUCGAGAAACAAUAAACAGACUCCAAACGUGCGAAUCAAUCAUUAACUGCGUUAAUUUGUCACCUUGAUGUGUGCAUCGUGAAUCAUAGGCUCUCGCCGAAUUUAGUGCUUGAUGCUCUUAGUAUUGCAUGUUGCCAUCACUUUUGUUUACCGAGACAUGCGUAUUUGACUAUGUUCUCCAAUAGUGGGGGGAAUUGCAAUUCUGCAGCGGAAAUUGUGCUUUCUGCACUCAAGUACGGUGCACCAAAUUUGGCGGUGGGUGCCCAUGGUGCUUAAAUUCUAUGCUGAUUGCAAUUUGUUUUGUUUAGGUCAACAUGUUCAGUACUCUCGUGGAUUCGUGCGGCAAUUCCACUGGCGACGUAUUAUCUGUGUGUACAGCUGCAUUUUUUUUCAUGUGGUUAGCGCAACCACCUUUAAAUAAAACGACACUCUCGGUGCCUGUCCGCACGGGCUAACUGCACAGAGCGACAAUUAUCGAUACCCAUGGUCAGGGUUGAACUCACGAAUUUUGAGCGGACUGUACAAGAAAAGUGCGAGGACCCCGAGCGAAAGGCAUGAAUUCGCCUCCUUGGACUUUGUCCGGCGAUGCGGGCGCACCUGCUCGCGAGUUGUUCUCGUCUGAAUCACGGUGACGAGCGACCGGACUAGUCGUAGCCGUUUUUUUUUUUGUAAACACGACCUGUACUUGCUACGCGCACAGGUCAUUCGAUUUCUAUCUACAGCACUGAGUAAAGCUCAAGCGAAAAAAUCGGACUUCAUUCGACCCAGAGACUCUUCUGAAGCCCCGGAAUGGUGCAAAAAAAUCAUAACCUUGGAAAUUCCUCUACGCGACCGCCCAGUUUUUAUCGCGUUCCCCAUGCUCGCGUACGGCACGGGGCAGCAACCGGGCGCGCGUGGAGGUUCUAGGUACUCGUCUGCGCCAUGCUUAAGACGCGUGCGCCGAAAGGCAGCCAUCUCGGCAGUCUGCUUAGGCAGUCUGCGAGUGCCCGAGAGAUGCUGCUCUCUGCGAGGCCCUAAAUCGGUGCACGACCGCAAACACAGAUCUGCAAAUUGUUACUAGUACUAGUAGAGAAGCGCCC
Molecule: messenger RNA, 2707 nt
Organism: Pelagomonas calceolata
Lineage: Eukaryota; Pelagophyceae; Pelagomonadales; Pelagomonadaceae
Source: the annotation of a GenBank genome assembly